UGGGGUGGAUCUCCGAGCGGAAUUCAGGCUGGGUUUUUCUUGCAAGUUCGGCCUGGGGGCUGGGUGAAGAUGGCUUGCGCCGCUGCGCGGUCCCCGGCCGACCAGGACAGGUUCAUUUGUAUCUAUCCUGCUUAUUUAAAUAACAAGAAGACCAUAGCGGAGGGGCGGCGAAUCCCCAUAAGUAAGGCUGUUGAAAAUCCUACAGCUACAGAGAUUCAGGAUGUAUGCUCAGCAGUUGGACUUAAUGUAUUUCUUGAGAAAAAUAAAAUGUACUCUAGAGAAUGGAAUCGUGAUCUUCAGUACAGGGGCAGGGUCCGGGUCCAGCUCAAACAGGAAGAUGGCAGCCUCUGUCUUGUACAGUUCCCGUCACGUAAGUCAGUAAUGUUGUAUGCUGCAGAAAUGAUACCUAAACUGAAAACAAGGACACAAAAAACCGGAGGUGGUGACCAGAGUCUUCAGCAAGGAGAGGGAAGUAAAAAAGGGAAAGGAAAGAAGAAGAAGUGACCUGGUAUGAGAAUCAAGGAUGUGGUACUACUGUAAGAGACAUGAAUGGAGGUUUCUCAUUUGUAUCUGAGAGAAACAGAAACUUUCUGUUUGCAUCAUUUAACUGAACUAUGAACAUUUGUGCCUCCCAGCUUCAGCAUCAGAGUUGACAAUGAAAUAAAUUUACAUCAGAAAUAUGCAUCCAGCUCUUAGGAAGUAUAAAAGAAAUUUUUUCUUUUUGCCUUUUAAUGCAGUUUUUGUGAAAGUAAGAAUCAUUUUUUUUAAAUGGACAGUGGACUCUACCAUAAGUUACUUGAAAUCCUAUAUCUGUUUGUCCUCUGUGUAAACAUGUUUCAGAUAAAUGAGUUUAAUAAGAUUUGAAGUACACAUUUUGUUCCUCUUUUAAGUUAAUGAAAUAAAUUUCAAACUGACUUUUGUAGCUUUUGCUUACAAAUUAGUUAAUGCCAGCAGAGGCGAUAAAGAGAAUAAAAUGGGGAGUGGAAGCGUAGUGUGAGCCUAAAACCAGAAGAAAGUGCUUAAAUCCUUUUGGAGGUCUAUGAACAGGCAGUCUGUAGAUCAUAUUCUUUUUUUUCUUUUUACUUGGAGUAUAGUUGCUUUACACUACUGUGUCAGUUUCUGCUGUACAGCAAAGUGAAUCAGCCAUACAUAUACAUAUAUCCCCUCUUUUUUAGAUUUCCUUCCCAUUUAGGUCUCCACAGAGCACCAAGUAGAGUUCCCUGUGCUAUACAGUAGGAUCUCAUUAGUUAUCUGUUUUACACAUAGUAGUGUAUAUAUGUCAGUCCCAAUCUCCCAGUUCAUCCCACGCCCCCUUCCCUCGUGGUAUCCCUAUGUUUGAUCUCUAUGUCUGUGUCUUUCUUUCUGCUUUGCAUAUAAGAUCAUCUGUACCAUUUUUCUAGAUUCCACAUAUAUGCAUUAAUAUAUAUUUGUUUUUCUCUUUCUGA
Molecule: messenger RNA, 1445 nt
Organism: Globicephala melas (long-finned pilot whale)
Lineage: Eukaryota; Metazoa; Chordata; Mammalia; Artiodactyla; Delphinidae
Gene: SRP19
Product: signal recognition particle 19
Biological process (GO): SRP-dependent cotranslational protein targeting to membrane, signal sequence recognition; SRP-dependent cotranslational protein targeting to membrane
Cellular component (GO): signal recognition particle, endoplasmic reticulum targeting
Molecular function (GO): 7S RNA binding
Source: RefSeq, a predicted model, not a curated record